GGGAACGUAAAUGACGCGGCACCCGGUGGUUCCGUUUCCGGUUUCCGCCCGGACGCUGUUAGCGUCUGCACGCGGGCCACAUCCGUUAGGUUUCCUGGAGACUUGACAAAAUGGAGGCCCCUCCUGUAACAGUGUUGCCUGUCAUUGGUGGAACCAUCAAUAUGAUGGAAUAUAUUCUUCAAGGAAGUGUGCUAGACCAGAGUCUGGAAAGCCUCCUCCACCGACUGCGUGGGCUUUGUGACAAUAUGGAGCCAGAGACUUUUGUAGACCAUGAGCUGGUUUUCCUGCUUAAAGCUCAGCAAGGAAGUCCAUUUAUUUUAAGGGCCCGGCGCUCUGUGGACAAGCCUGGUUUGCCCUGGCACCUCCGAUACCUUGGGCAGCCGGAAAUUGGUGACAAAAACCGUUCGGCACUGGUGCGAAACUGUGUGGACAUUGCAACUUCUGAUGGCCUAACCGAGUUUCUGAUAGAGAUGGGUUUCCGAAUGGAUCAUGAGUUUGUGGUGAAGGGACAUGUUUUCCGCAAAGGAAUUAUGAAGAUUGUGGUGUCGAAAAUCUUUCGGAUUCUGCUUCCCGGUAACAUUGACAAUGUUGAGCCGCUCUCGCUGUCGUACCUGGUGGAGCUGAAUGUGGUGGCACCACCCGGGCAGGAUGCAGUUUCAGAUGACAUGAAAAAUUUUUCCGAACAGCUGAAGCCUUUAGUUCAUCUGGAGAAAAUUGACCCUAAGCGAUUACACCAGGUGUAGGGAGAAAUGUGUGUGACGUUAGAGUGUACAGUUUGUGUGGCUGGGGAAGAGGUGGUAUUACCACUGACACACUACGCUCUGCCUGAGUUCUGGAUCUGUCAGCUUCUAAACCUCAAACAUGUUUCGUGCUUUUAAAAUAUUAUGAAUAAAUUUUACUUUUUGUCUUA
Messenger RNA from Hemiscyllium ocellatum (epaulette shark), 910 nucleotides. RefSeq names its product mediator of RNA polymerase II transcription, subunit 18 homolog (yeast) (gene med18). Gene Ontology annotation, molecular function: transcription coregulator activity. Gene Ontology annotation, biological process: termination of RNA polymerase II transcription; regulation of transcription by RNA polymerase II. The transcript has 3 exons. The record is from RefSeq and is a predicted model, not a curated record. Gene Ontology annotation, cellular component: mediator complex; core mediator complex. Lineage: Eukaryota; Metazoa; Chordata; Chondrichthyes; Orectolobiformes; Hemiscylliidae. Bases 111 to 743 code for a protein of 210 amino acids.